Monoraphidium neglectum is the source of this 591-nucleotide messenger RNA. RefSeq names its product putative DnaJ subfamily B member 8. Bases 1 to 591 code for a protein of 196 amino acids. Lineage: Eukaryota; Viridiplantae; Chlorophyta; Chlorophyceae; Sphaeropleales; Selenastraceae. The record is from RefSeq and is a predicted model, not a curated record. The transcript is spliced from 3 exons.
AUGUCAUGCUGGGCGCGCAUCCAAAUCAAGAAGAGCGAGGAGGAGCUCAACCGCGGCUUCGGCGGCGCCGCCCUCCCCAAGCCCCCCGCCGCCGCCGCCGCCCCUCCGCCGCCAAAGCCAAAGCCCGCCGCCGCCGCCGCCGACGGCGACGGCAGCGGCGCGGACAGCGGCGACGACGAGGACGCAGCCGCCGCCGGCCCCGCGCGCCCGAUGACGACGAUCAUGCUGUUCGGGGACGCGAAAGCCAUCGAAAUCGCGAUGCGCAUGAUCGACGAGGCGCAGGGCAACAAGGAGCAGAAGGCGAAGCAGCGGGCGAAGGAGUACGAGCGGAAGAAGGACCAGAAGCGGCGGGACAGGCAGCUGUACCACCUAAGGCAUGCGCGGGAUUACGAGGAGCUGGGGGUGCCGAUAGGGGCCUCCAAGCUGGACGUGAAGAAGGCGUACAGGAAGCUGGCCGUCCAGUGGCACCCCGACAAGCACCCCAACAACCCCGAGGAGGCCAAGGCCAAGUUCCAGGCCAUCUCGGCCGCCUACAACAGCCUCAUGGCCUCAUCAGAGGACGACAGGGUGGAGCAGCUCGAGGCCAAGUGA